Hyla sarda is the source of this 1554-nucleotide messenger RNA. It is a transcript of the gene WDR74, whose product is annotated as WD repeat domain 74. The record is from RefSeq and is a predicted model, not a curated record. The transcript is spliced from 12 exons. The coding region runs from base 197 to 1330 and encodes 377 amino acids. Gene Ontology annotation, cellular component: preribosome, large subunit precursor; nucleolus. Gene Ontology annotation, molecular function: protein binding. Gene Ontology annotation, biological process: ribosomal large subunit biogenesis. NCBI's taxonomy places the organism in Eukaryota, Metazoa, Chordata, Amphibia, Anura, Hylidae.
CACCGGCCCGGAGGCGCAGGAUAAUGACGUCUACAUGUGUAGGCGGAGCCUUAUGUGGGCAUGCGCAGAAGUGACAUUGAGGCCGGGACUAGGAAUGACGUUCUUCUAAAUAGAAGAAAUGCGUUAGAUCCUCCUCCGCGGGACAGGAAGUCGCGAAGCGGAAGUGUCUGUAUCUCAGAUUAGGAAAUGAAAAAACAUGGCGGCGCCUGCACGGAAUCACGUGUGGGUCGGUACCGAGACCGGAAUCCUUAAGGGUAUAGACCUAGUGAAGAAGCAGGCUACAAACUACACGGAGGUCUCAUCCCUGAACCGUGGACAGGAGGUGCACGUCAUGUGUUUUGGAGACCCCCAGGAGUCUGAGGUGCUACUGGGGUGCAGAGAUGGCACUGUAAGAGUCUUCAACACAGAAAAAGCCAAAUUCACUGAAUUUCACGAGUGCGGAGGAGGCGAGGGUGUGUUUCGGGGGCUCGGAGUUCUAGACAAUGCUCUUAUAACUUGUGUAGAGUCAGGACUGCUUAAGGUGUGGAAAGAAGGAUCAAAUGAAAAUGUGGAGGUGCAGGUUGGUCCCGGAGUAGAGAAAAUGCGACUCUGCGAUGCCCAGCGUCACAAAGUAGGGACUGGCGGCAAAGAGAAUGACUUAAAAAUCUGGGAUUUACAGAGACCCGAAGAGCCAAUCUUCAGAGCGAAGAAUUUGAGGAACGACUGGCUGGAUCUCCGGGUGCCUGUAUGGAUUCGGGAUCUGGAUUUUAUCCCAGAGUCUGAAAAAAUAGUCACAUGCACAAGUUAUCAUCAGGUAAGGAUAUAUGAUCCCUGCUCCCCACAAAGACGACCAGUUCUUGAAGUUCUGUUUGGGGAGGAUCCAUUGACAGCUUUGAGCAUCAAUCCAGAUGGCAGAUCUGUAGUGGUUGGAAACUCUCAUGGAAACAUGGGUGUAAUUGAUCUGAGGAAAGGUCGCCUGUUGUGCGCUCUAAAGGGUAAUGCGGGUUCUGUGCGCUCCCUCCAGUGUCACAAGUCUAUGCCUGUUGUUGCAUCCUGUGGAUUGGACAGAUUCUUAAGAGUUCAUAGCUUAAAUGACAAGAAACUGUUGCAUAAGGUGUAUCUAAAGUCACGGCUAAACUGUCUCCUGCUAACCUCACGAGACAAGUGGGAGGAAGAAGACUUGACCCCAAUUGCAGACGAAGAAGUGAAAGAGGAAGAGGACGAGGUCUGGAACACUAUGGAAACGGUCAUAGACAAAAGCAGUGGCCAAAAGAGAAAAGACACACAGGACCUCACUGUGGAGGGGGGAUCAACAGGAAAGGCAUCAAAAAAGAAAAAGAAAACUGUUUAAUUUUUGUUUCAGACUUUGUUUUAUACUUUGGUGAUAAGCGGUGCCCAGAGCAGCAGGGUCUGCUCACAGAAUCACAACAGACUUCUGUUUCAUAACAUUAAUGUGACAACAGGAGAGUAAGACCUGUCACAAUGAGAGACAUCCAGCUAUUUGUCAUUGACAUUGUCCAUAAACCUUCUUGUAGAGGGAGUGCAGAAAAUGCGGGGGUUCUAGCCUCCGAGCAC